UGUUGUCAAAGAGUUAGGACUAAAAAUUAAACAUGCCUCUACUAGCCUUAUUGUAUCUGCUGUUAGAACCUCUACUCAACCACUUGGAAUUAUUAGAGACUUUUCUAUAGAGAUUGAAGAUACUCACAUACUCAUUACAGUUGAAGUAGUACCUCCUACUCUCU
Messenger RNA from Scutellospora calospora, 164 nucleotides. The record is from the annotation of a GenBank genome assembly. Lineage: Eukaryota; Fungi; Glomeromycota; Glomeromycetes; Diversisporales; Gigasporaceae.